Messenger RNA from Lotus japonicus, 2427 nucleotides. RefSeq lists its product as uncharacterized. Gene Ontology annotation, molecular function: phosphomannomutase activity. The record is from RefSeq and is a predicted model, not a curated record. NCBI's taxonomy places the organism in Eukaryota, Viridiplantae, Streptophyta, Magnoliopsida, Fabales, Fabaceae. Gene Ontology annotation, biological process: carbohydrate metabolic process. The transcript is spliced from 18 exons. Gene Ontology annotation, cellular component: chloroplast stroma. The coding region runs from base 163 to 2004 and encodes 613 amino acids.
GAAUAUUCACGUGAGGUAACACGUGUGUGGGUUGUUGUCUGGUUUGGUUGGUGUGUAACAACAAGUUCGGAGAAAACCAUACCAGUUCGCAGAAAAGCCACACUACCUCAGUUUCUCCGUCGCGGCAAUCCAAGCUUUCUCUCUGCAACUUCGAUCACAUUGAUGGCAGCAACAUCAGGGAAGAUUGUCCAAAAUGUUUUUGUGUCACAGAGCUACCAACAGAAUAGACCGUUCGGUUCACAGAGUCGAAGGGACUGUUUUGCCCCUUAUAUGCGCAACUCGCUUCCCUCUCCUCAAGGGAAGUUAGCAUGGACUGGCAUCUCUUCCAUGCAAUUGCGCACUUUCUCAAAACCUAAGAGAAAUAUUCAAUGCAAUGCUUCUGCAUCUGCUACCACAGAACCAUAUCUGGACAAGAUUGAUUUUCUAAAGCUUCAAAAUGGCAGUGAUAUACGUGGCGUGGCUCUUGAUGGUGUUGAGGGAGAGACAGUAAACCUCACUGAACCUGUUGCUGAAGCUAUAGGAGCUGCUUUUGCUGCAUGGUUAGUUGAGAAAAAGAAAGCUGAUGCUUCUCAGCAUUUGAGAGUUUCUAUUGGCCAUGAUUCCCGGAUAUCAGCCAAACUAUUACAGAAUGCGGUUUCUCGAGGUCUUUCUGGUGCUGGCCUUGAAGUUGUCCUAUAUGGAUUAGCAUCAACACCAGCCAUGUUCAAUAGCACACUCACGAAGGAUGAAGCAUUUUUGUGCCCUGUUGAUGGGUCUAUUAUGAUAACAGCAAGUCAUCUGCCUUUCAAUAGGAAUGGAUUUAAAUUUUUCACAAAUGCUGGUGGGCUUGGGAAGGCUGACAUCAAAGACAUCCUAGAGCGAGCAGCAGACAUAUACAAUCAAUUUACGACAGAAAGUUUGUUAAAUUCAGAGAAAAAGGCUUCAUUAUCUACUAAGCGAGUUGAUUACAUGGCUGUUUAUACAUCUGAUCUAGUGAAAGCAGUUCGCAAGGCAGCUGGAAACAUAGAGAAACCAUUGGAGGGUUUCCACAUAGUUGUUGAUGCAGGCAAUGGAGCAGGUGGUUUUUUUGCAGCAAAGGUGCUGGAACCUCUGGGGGCAAGAACUUCUGGAAGUCAAUUUUUGGAGCCCGACGGCUUGUUUCCAAAUCAUAUUCCCAACCCUGAGGACAAGACAGCAAUGAAAGCCAUAACCCAAGCAGUCCUCGAGAACAAAGCUGAUCUUGGAAUUAUCUUCGAUACUGAUGUGGACAGAUCUGCUGCUGUGGAUUCCACUGGCCGUGAAUUUAACCGGAAUCGUUUGAUUGCCUUAAUGGCGGCUAUUGUUCUUGAGGAACAUCCUGGAACAACCAUUGUCACAGACAGUGUGACUUCUGAUGGCCUCUCCACAUUUAUUGAGAAGAAACUUGGUGGCAAACACCAUCGGUUCAAAAGAGGCUACAAAAAUGUGAUUGAUGAAGCUAUUCGUUUGAACUCUGUUGGAGAGGAGUCACAUUUGGCAAUUGAAACCAGUGGACAUGGAGCUCUCAAGGAGAAUAAUUGGCUUGAUGAUGGUGCAUACCUAAUGGUCAAGGUCUUAAACAAACUUGCUUCCGCAAGAGCUUCUGGAAUGGGUGGUGGAAGCAAGGUUUUGACUGACAUAAUAGAAGAACUCCAGGAACCAGCUUUUGCUGUUGAGCUGAGAUUAAAGAUAAACCAAAUCCAUCCAGAUCUUAAAGGAGGGUCUUUUCGAGAAUAUGGAGAAGCUGUGCUCAAGCAAUUGGAGAACUCAAUUGGCUCUGAUCCAAACCUGCAAAAGGCACCUGUAAACUACGAAGGGGUCCGAGUUUCUGGUUAUGGUGGAUGGUUCCUUCUUAGACUAUCACUCCAUGAUCCUGUACUUCCCCUUAACAUUGAGGCACAGAGUAAUGAUGAUGCUGUGAAGCUUGCAGUGGCUGUGCUUGCAGCUGUAAAGGAUUUUGCAGGUUUAGACAUAUCAGCCUUGCACACAUUUGCAGGAUCAUCAUAAUUUGGUGCUUUGUACAAGAAUUGAAUUGGGGACUGGGAAUGGUUUUGCUUCUAUUUUUGCAUUAUACCAAGAGGCUCUCUUUACUCGACAGCAGCAAGAGGGGGUGAGUUCAAGGUUUAGAAUCCUGAGUGUUUGGUGAACACCUAGUAGUAGUGGACCAGUAUUAUUACCAUGUGGCUGUAAAGAGUGUGGUCAGUUGUCCAGGAAUAGGAAUAUCGGAAAUCUCCGCGAUGGAAUUUCAUUAAAACAUCCCAUUUUGAGAGCAGUGUCAUCAGUAUCUGUUGUGUAAUUUUGUUGUACUUGCCUGAUUUAUAAUUUAUUGGCUUUUUCCUGAUAUGUGUGGACUCAUUCUAUCUUGAGAUCCUGCAUCAACUAGAGACACAUUCAAAGUAAAGUUUAUAAAUACGGACAAUAUUCAUCUUA